This is a messenger RNA of Lactuca sativa (garden lettuce), 567 nucleotides long. RefSeq lists its product as uncharacterized. NCBI's taxonomy places the organism in Eukaryota, Viridiplantae, Streptophyta, Magnoliopsida, Asterales, Asteraceae. The record is from RefSeq and is a predicted model, not a curated record. Gene Ontology annotation, biological process: defense response to other organism.
AUGACUAUAUCUCGAAGAACAUUGAAGAUAUGUUGUGCCGUAACAACUGUUCUUUUGAUAAUCAUCAUUGUCACUGCAGUCACGCUUUACUACACUCUUUUCAAGCCUAAACAACCAAUAAUCACCACUCAAGAGGUCACACUGAAUUCCUUCACGAUUAAUGUGUUUGAUGUUACUGAUACAAACAUUACAUUAGGGGUGACAGUCACAGUUAAGAAUCCCAAUUAUGGAGGAUUUAAGUAUGAGAAAAGUACUACUUACAUGAGUUACCGUGGGGAUGUAAUGGCUGAGGCACCACUCCUAGAGGACUCGAUCCCGGCCCGUGGACAGCGUAACAUAAGCACAACGGUUUUGGUGGUUGGUAAGAAAUUGAUUACGAAUUCCAAUUUUUCGAAGGAUAUGGAAAGUAAGGUUUUGAAUUUGACUUCAUCAACAACAUUGAAAGGCAAAGCAAUAGUUUUAAAAGUGUUCAAAAAGAAGGCUACAAGUUAUAGUACUUGUGACAUUUCAAUUAAUUUUGUUGAUAAUAAUGCAACUUCUAUUUGCAAAUCAAAAGUAAAGUUUUAG